AUGGAGGCAGAUGGUUUCAUUAUAUCUUCCGAGCAGUUUGAUGAGGAUGACAGAAUUUCGCAUGCGUAUAAUCGAUUUCAGGCAACUCAACCUUCCGACACCAACGCAGGCCAUAAAAAUUGUUUCAAGUUCCAUUCUGAAAGACGUGGAUUGAAGUGGCAAGGGACACAAAACUGUGACGAUCACGAUUGCCAUGUUGUUGGAAACUAUGAAAAUGAAGAUGAUGAGAAGAAUGAGGAUGAUGUAAUUUCACAUACUUAUAAAUCUUCAUCGUCAUCAUCAUCUCGCCAUUAUGACAUCAGCAAAAACAAAGAAAAUGAUUUCAAAUGUCACCCAGAAAAAUGUGGAAGGAGAGGUGAUGGGAGACAGAAACGUGUUCGGUUUCAACUGGAUGAUGACAAUAACCAGUUGGGUAGAAACUAUAAUGAUGAAGGUACUGAUGAUGAUAAUAAAGAGGAUUAUUCCAUUUCACAUACGUAUAAAACAUCAUCAUCAUCAUCCCGAAAGUACGACAUCAAUAUAAACAACGAACAUUUUUAUGAAGCUCAUCCAAACGGUAGUAAGAUGAAACAGAGAAGAACGCUAAAGCGAGUCAGGUUCCAACUGGACACUGUGGAAAACAUCCCACUUCACAAUGAAUAUGUCAACUUCCACUCAACAAUAAACGUCAGUGAAAUAUUGGAGGCACAGAGGAACACGGCAUCGAAGAUGUUUCAGUUGACGCAAGACCACAAACGACGAUUUGCUGGGAAACAGAAAAAGACAAGUCGCGCCAAGAAAAUAAAAAACUUCUUCAGGAAGAAAUUUCAAAAUUUAUUCAAUUGUGGAUCAAAGAAUUUAGAGCAAUGUUAUACAGAAUAUUUAAAUUCUGCAAACGUGUAA
This is a messenger RNA of Helobdella robusta, 882 nucleotides long. RefSeq lists its product as hypothetical. The transcript has a single exon. Bases 1 to 882 code for a protein of 293 amino acids. The record is from RefSeq and is a predicted model, not a curated record. NCBI's taxonomy places the organism in Eukaryota, Metazoa, Annelida, Clitellata, Rhynchobdellida, Glossiphoniidae.